Messenger RNA from Helianthus annuus (common sunflower), 2289 nucleotides. Its product is annotated as heavy metal-associated isoprenylated plant protein 28. NCBI's taxonomy places the organism in Eukaryota, Viridiplantae, Streptophyta, Magnoliopsida, Asterales, Asteraceae. The transcript is spliced from 3 exons. Gene Ontology annotation, molecular function: metal ion binding. The record is from RefSeq and is a predicted model, not a curated record. Bases 1642 to 2112 code for a protein of 156 amino acids.
GUUUUGGAUGAUGGAUUAGAGAUGGGUUACAUGGCACUAACAUGGAGGGUCAUGGUGGUCAUGAGGGUCAUGACCACACCCUAUAGCCUUAUUAUGUGGAUGUUUUAUGCAAAUAGGUGGUCCUGAUACAAUUAUUUAAUUAAGUAAUCGUUUUAAUUUAGUUUAAUAUAUGUGGUCUAAUUAUGAUAUGUAAGUUAUUAGUCAUAUUUUCAUUUAUUAUAGUCAUUAAAAUAGUAAAUUAUAUGAACAUCAAAGUGAAAAUUGCAUAUUUGUCCUAACAUGUAUUUUUAAGAAAUUAACGGGUAUACCCGAUACCCGUGGGUAUGCCCGAUACCCGACGGGUAGUUACCCGAAAAAUACCCGACGGGUAACGGGCCGGGUAUGGGCCAAAGAAUUACAACUGGGUACGGAUCUGGGAUUACCAAUACCCGGCCCAAGCCCAGCCUAUUGUCAUUCCUAAUAAAUAUGGCAUAAAAUCGGUAUGAGGUUUAAAUGUUUGAUCCGCCGCUCAACGACAUCUCUUGUUAUUUCAUGUGCAGCUUCAUUGUACGGUUUUAACUCUUUUAUUUCCCGCACCUAGAAAAUAUAAAAACUGAUUAAAGUAAUGUAUUUUAUAGUCAUUUCAUUGUAUACUUUGAAUUAUUAACAUAGAAAUAAGAUAUGUAUAGAAUUCCCUUUAGAAUUUAAGAAGUAAAAGUAUCUUCUUUUAGAUUCCUUGUAGGUGUUGUGACGUUAAGUUAAACUUGAUUGAACUGUGUAAAGUUAUUUCUUGUUUUAGCUUCUUGUUAGCCAGUUGCUUGAAAUAUUACAUUCGACAAUUAAACGUUGAAAAUUUUCAUUUUUUAAAUGACGUGUAACGUAUGACCAGUGGCGGAUCUUGAACUUAUAAAUAGAUGGGCCAAAAGUUUUAAAGAAAAAAACAUAUAAGAAGGGUCGGAUCCAAUACAUAAAAAAUUUUUAAAAUUUUCGGUAAAAUUUACAUUGUUAGGUGAAAAAAACAUAGGAGUCACGGCCCAUCUGGGUGUUUGGCAACUUCUGAAUGGUUAAGUGCUGAACCAAUAAUAGGUCUAAAUCAUUAAAUACUGAACCAGUAAGAGGUCUGAACGAUUAAGAGCUAGUAUAAUGUUUAACCGUUCAGAGGCAAAUGUUGGACUAAUUCAAAUUAGAUGUCUUAACCAUUCAGACUCAGUAUAAUAGUUAAUUAUUCAGAGAAUGUCUGAACUAUUCAAACAUUUGUUGGCGAAACAAACAAUCUGAACCAUUAAGUGUUGAACCAGUAAGAGGUCUGAACUAUUAAAAAUCUCAUUAAAAGCUAAACCAACAGCCACUAAGUAGCUUUAAUACAUGAACGAUCUAUAUAAGAAAGAUUCAAAUACGUAGGAUGGUAUUAUAUCAUAUUUUGGAAUAAACUUAAAAGUUACAACAAAUAAAGGUGAAGAUUCCUUGAAUAUCAAGUUUCAAACCACUUUAACCGUUAUUAAGGUUUCUGCAAACGAAAGACAAGGAACAAGUCGGUGUGCCACACAUCAAGGGUCAUACACAUGCACAUAUAUAUGCAAGCAUAUAAUCAAGAUCAUUUCAAGCUUAUAAGUCUAAUAACAAAUCUGUUCAUAUAAUCGAUCAAACAUAGCAUAAUCCAAGAUGGCGAUCAUAGAAAUGCGAGUUCAUGUAGAUUGCCCCGGAUGCGAGAACAAGAUCCGAAAAGCUCUUCAAAGGCUCAAAGGGGUGGAGAACGUAGAUAUAGACAUGGGCUUACAAAAAGUGACAGUCACAGGAAUUGCCGACGAGAAGAAAGUGUUAAAAACGGUUAGAAAAACCGGACGGCGAGCCGAGAUAUGGAACAUACCUUACAACCCUGAUAUCCGUACACAUAACUACAACGUUAAUCAACAUGCUCAACAGCAACAACACCAAAAUGGUGCUUCGGGCCCAGCCCCCUCCGUGACAUUCUACACCCGACAACCUUCUUCUACGUCAUCGUAUAACUACUACAAACACGGUUAUGAUGACCACUAUGUUUAUAAUCCGGUCCAGUCCUCGGGUUUGAUCGGACACCAGACGGGUGCUGCGUUUAGUGAUGAAAAUACCCAUGCUGCUUGUAAAAUUAUGUAGAUAUAUACUCAUGUAUAAUAUAUAUUGAUUUGGAUGUUAUUACUCAGUCCAUAUAUGUACCAUGCUAUUUGUUAUUUUUUGUAAUUCAUUAAUGUGUUUGCUUAUUGUCAUAAAAGAUUAAUUAUAUAUCAUUAUAGCUUGCUAUCCGUAGCAAGCUAUUGGUGAGAUUAUUUGUUA